CAAAUUUAAAAAUGUUUUUUGAGCCUGGAAUGCCCCCGACAAUGUCAGAUGGAAGAGUUUCUGUUCAAGCAAGAAAGAUGGCUUUGGAAGAUUUUACAAAAUUUUUAAGUUUUGGAGUUAUUGUGGAAAUUUUUGUUUAUGGAGCUAGAUAUUUUGGAUUUGACUAUUUUUUGAAUUAAUGUUUUGAAGAAAAGAAUGAGGGUUUACAAGUGAUUAUUGAAGAGAAAAUGUUGUUUUUCUUUUUUUGAUGGAAUCUCUAGAUCCACAAACUGCUCGAUUUAUUCAAGAACUUCGGCAGGAAGGUGAAAGACAAAAAUUUCACGAACAAGUUAUGACGAUUUGUUCAAAAUGUUUUGAUAUUUGCGCUCCAGAUGCUAGACCACCAAAUAGAAUGGAUGCAAAGUUAGAAAAUUGUAUGGUUAAUUGUGUUAAUCGAAUGGCAGAUGCUACUGAAUAUCUUGCAAAAUGUUUGGAACAGAAAAUACGUUCACAUUCGUCUGGAAAUGAUGGCGGUUU
This is a messenger RNA of Meloidogyne enterolobii, 516 nucleotides long. Lineage: Eukaryota; Metazoa; Nematoda; Chromadorea; Rhabditida; Meloidogynidae. The record is from the annotation of a GenBank genome assembly.